AUGAAUGCCUUUAAUGACUGCAUUGAAGAUAUUGCUGCUAAUGAUCUCAGAUGGACUGGGUUCCCCCUUACUUGGAGCAAUAAGAGGGCUGGAAACAGUCGGAUAGCCUGCAAAUUAGACAGGGUUCUUGUCAAUGAAGAGUGGUUAACCUCCUUCCCUUCCUCCCAUGCUUCUUUUGAGAACCUAGGCAUCUCUGAUCACUCCCCCAUCUCUCUUGCUAUCCAGCCUUUCACUUCUUUUGGGCCCAAGCCAUUCAAAUAUUUCGACAUGUGGUCAUCUCAUCCAACUUUCCUUCCAGUUGUGCUUGAAGCUUGGCAAAAGCCUGUCCUUGCCUUCUCCACCCCUCUCAGAGCCUUCUCAAAGAGGCUCAAAAAUGUCAAGGCUGCCCUCAAGGACUGGAACCUAAACAUCUUUGGCGACAUUACUCUUCAAGUCAAAGAGUGCAAAGACAGACUUGCUUCCAUUCAAUCAAGGCUGCAGUCUGAUUUGCUCAAUGACUCUCUUGCUAUUGAAGAAAAAGAGGUCUCUAUUCAGCUCUCCUCCUUGCUAGCUAGGGAAGAAAGCUUUCUCAAACAAAAAUCAAGAAUUAAAUGGUUAGAUUUGGUGGAUUCUAACUCAACAUAUUUCCAUCGGUCCGUGAAAGCUAGAGUUAAUUCUGACUCUGUAGUUCAGCUCACUCGGCAGGAUGGCUCUGUUGUCAACACAGUUAAGGAUAUCAAGGACAUGGCAGUCCAGCACUUCAAAGGAAUUUUCACUGGGGCCUAG
Molecule: messenger RNA, 765 nt
Organism: Telopea speciosissima
Lineage: Eukaryota; Viridiplantae; Streptophyta; Magnoliopsida; Proteales; Proteaceae
Exons: 1
Coding region: 1-765 (254 amino acids)
Source: RefSeq, a predicted model, not a curated record